ACUGCUCUAGUAUGUACUUUGAUUUGAAGCAAUAGACUUAAAAUUAUUAUUAAAAAACUGUCUAGAAGUAAAUCAAGGACAACAUCAAUAUCCUUUUGCAUAUCCCAUGUCAUGAAUAUGUUCCGACAUAUCUAAGUGCUUUAUCAUUUAGUAAGUUUUAUUAUAAAUUUUGAAUUUCAUAAGCGUGGUAUUCAUUCAUUACAGUCAAUUCCACCUGUUGUUCAUACUCAACGUCGGUUGGGGAUUUGAGGUUGAUUUUUCGAAAUCCUUUGUAAUCAUGUUAAAUAUGCAUUGUUACCGAGGAUAAUCAAAUUGAGAGCAAUAAAUACUUUUUGUAAAAACUGAAAUAGGGGUUUCUAUCUAUGCCUCUUUCUUGAAGAUGUUUCCAUCCCUCGUUAAUACAUUUCAUGAUACCAUUUCAUUUUUCCCUUUUGUUUUAGGCAUCCUUAAUUUGCUAGUAAUGAUCAUAGUUGCCAUGGGAAUCAAAGUAUCAUGUCUUCCAACACGAAAACUACUUAGUGCGUCGUCACAGACUUGCCCCCCUCCAGUGGCCUACGAGUUACGUCGUGAUGUCCAACAUAUCAUCGGCUUGACUAAUAUUCUUUUGAGUAACUGGACUUGUUCUGUAGGUAGUAGUCUUAUUUCAGACUAUGGUAUUUCCCCAACACCAUCCGUACUGCCAGCCAUUAGUGCAAGUGACUCGGUGAGCUCCCUUGAUAAGUUGAAUAAAACUUUAGUUCAUAUACAGUACUACGAAUCCGUCCUGCGCCUUGUUAAAAGCAGUUCUAAUUUGGAAGAAGUCAGAGGGCAAAACUACACUACACUAGAAAGCAGAUUUAGUCAGAUGUCACGCAAAGUUCAUACAACACUGAGCUCGUGCGAGUGUAAUCUUCCUGCCUCUGGAGCCAUGGUGACGGUCACAUACGAACAAGGAUCCGAUCAAAAUGGAAGGGACUGUUCCGUCCUAAACAACAUCAAAGAGUCAAUGGUUUGGCUUCAAUCUUUUGUUUUUACCAGCGUCAGUGUUAGCAAAAUAGCCACAUCCAUUUGUUCAUAGCAUCUAAGGAAAAUCCAACGUUAAUAGACAACUGCUCUAAAAGAAAGCAGAAAAUCAGAAAAGCAAUCUGGUUAACGUUUUGAAGGAAACCGGAAAAAAUAAUAAGAAAUCAAAGUUUGAAAGUUGUAAUCACUCUAGGUAUGGACACUGUAAAUAAGCCGAGUCGGUCAUGCCGCAGCGAUGUGGCGUUGGACAAUUUUCCUAUUAGCUUCCACAUACAAAACGAUAAAAAGUAUUUUCCAAAAUUAAUGAAUCGGGAUGCCUUUGUUUUUCUUAGAUUUCUCUCAAACUUUCGAUAUUCUGUAUUUGUCUCUCAUUUUUCGUACUCUUGUGCUUCACACGCAGUGGACAUUUAUUUAUUUUAUUACAUGGCACAUGCGUUAAAACAGUUUAUCCUUUUUUCUGAAUACUCAGUAGAUUAGUAAUAACAUGGUCCAUGGUAAUACAUAACAUCAUCUGAGCAGCACAAAAACAGCAUAUCUGACCUUUCGAUACUUCCUUACAUGAAUUGAUGGCCAGCUGUCAAAAUUAACACUUGCUACCUGAAGUCAAUAUCAUUCUUUAUUGCACGAUAUAUUAGCCUUCUCGAGUGUUCAACACUCAUUUCUAACCCAUCAAUCAUAGUAUUUUUAAAAAAACUUCUUUUCAAUGAAUUGAAAGAUAGAAAUUGUCUAGACAGACAUAUUGAUGCAAGUGCGUUAGGUCGUAAACACUUCUGGGAAAUAUAAACAUACUGAGUUCAUUAUCUAUAUUUGUUUCGCUUUAUUCACUAGGUAAAUAACAACAGUAUGAUUCAUAUUCAGAUAAGAGGCAUCAGCCCCCUCCCCCUCCUCCUCCUCUUAAUAUUAUUCGCAUAAGCCUGAUGUAGAUUUAACUUAU
This is a messenger RNA of Strongylocentrotus purpuratus (purple sea urchin), 1936 nucleotides long. RefSeq lists its product as uncharacterized. Bases 380 to 1057 code for a protein of 225 amino acids. NCBI's taxonomy places the organism in Eukaryota, Metazoa, Echinodermata, Echinoidea, Camarodonta, Strongylocentrotidae. The record is from RefSeq and is a predicted model, not a curated record. The transcript has 4 exons.